GGAGUGCGAGAAGAGAGAGAGGAGAGAGAGAAUGAGGGGGACCAGAUUGAAAACAUAUCAGCCUGGCGUCUCAAAAGCACAUUUCUGACGAAGAACGAACCACCCUCAAACCUUUCAGACCUCUUUAGGCUACAAAGUUCGAUAUCCUGCCAUGUUUUGUUAGUAAGGGAGGAUCGAUUUCAAGAACUUGUUUCGUUAUUCUCGGUGAUGGAUUGUAAAAGUUGAGACGACGCACAUAAACUCUACGGUGAACUUUAUGAGAAGUUGGGAAGUGGAAUGUAGUUAGUCUUGAUCGUGUUUAGGCUACUAGAAUAUACUUUAUGGAUUUCAUCCUUGCAUUGGAAGGAGUUUGUUACUUCUUGCUUUUUGAAGGAGAAAGUUAGACCUAACGGUAAUCUUCGAUAGCGUUGCUGAAACUUGUACAGAACUGGUGGACAAACAGAACGGAGGGAGACGCACCGGGUCAGACUCGGACCAUACCGACCACAGGCAUCACCACUGAGAGCUUCUGAUGUCCGGAAUGGAGACCUCUGCCCCGACGACCACAGAGAAGAAAGGCUCUGGUCUGGAUGGAAACGGCUUCACUGACCUCCCGAAGAAACUCUCACCUUCAGCUGUCACCAGAGCCCCUCACCACGUCUUCCCGACGUUCCACACGCCCAUCCCGAUUGACAUGCGUCACCAUGAGGGAAGAUACCUCUAUGAACCACACACCCUACAUGCCAUGCAUGGUCCUGGACUAGGUGGCAGCCCGGUCAUGUCAGACAUCUCUCUGAUCCGUCUGUCCCCCCACGCAGCCGGAACGGGGGAGUCCCCCUUCAGCCCCGCUCACCCCUACUUCAACCCUCACAUGGAGCACUACCUCCGCUCCAUUCACAGCAGUCCAACCCUGUCUAUGAUCUCUGCGGCCCGCGGACUCAGCCCUGCAGACUUGGCGCAUGAACACUUGAAAGAGCGGGGUCUGUUUGGGUUGCCCCCUCCCCCUCCUGGAGCCAGCCCUGCUGAGUACUACCACCUGAUGGCCAGCCAUCGUAACCCCUACGGAGAGCUGCUGAUGCAGGGGGGUGGGGCGGCAGCUGCACACCUGCCAGACUACAUCACCCCCAUGGAUGUGUCACGGUUCUCCAGUCCCAGACUGACCCCCAGGCUGAACAGAAAGCGAGCCCUGUCAAUCUCUCCUCUCUCGGAUGCCAGCAUCGACCUGCAGACCAUGAUCCGUACCUCACCCAACUCUCUGGUGGCUUACAUCAACAACUCACGCUCCAGCUCUGCAGCCAGCAGCUCCUACGGACACCUCUCUGUUGGAGGCAUCAGUCCGUCCUUUACAUUCCCCCACCACAUCAACCCCAUGGCCUACCAGCAGCUCCUGUCCCAGCAGAGAGGCCUGAGUGUGUUCGGCCACACCCCUCCUCUCAUCCAGCCCCCACCCACCUUCUCCAGUCGCCAGUCUGCCCUGGGUCUCUCCUCUCUGCCUCCCGCCUCACACAACCACAACAAUGGCUCACAGUCAAAGAACACAAGUGGGGACUCGGCAGUGAGCAGUACAGUCAAUCCCAUGAUCACCAAGAGGUCAAAGGUGAAGACAGAGGUGGAGUGUCCGAGGCCACUGUCCCCAUGUUCUCCGGAUCAUCUAGGUGGGAUGCUGGACAUGAAGGAGGACUUGGAUAAAGAUGAAUGCAAGCAUGAGCCAGAGAUGGUGUAUGAGACCAACUGCCACUGGGAAGGAUGCUCCAAGGAGUACGACACGCAGGAACAACUGGUCCAUCACAUCAACAACGACCACAUCCACGGGGAGAAGAAGGAGUUUGUGUGCCGCUGGGAUGAGUGUUCCAGGGAGCAGAAGCCUUUUAAGGCCCAGUACAUGCUGGUGGUUCACAUGAGGAGACACACGGGGGAGAAGCCACACAAGUGUACCUUUGAGGGCUGCUGUAAGGCCUAUUCUCGCCUGGAGAAUCUGAAGACCCACCUGCGAUCUCACACCGGGGAAAAACCAUAUGUGUGUGACCACGAGGGGUGCAACAAAGCCUUCUCUAACGCCUCGGACAGAGCCAAGCACCAGAACCGCACACACUCCAACGAGAAACCCUACGUGUGUAAAGUCCCCGGGUGUACGAAGCGCUACACGGACCCCAGCUCUCUCAGGAAGCACGUGAAGACAGUCCAUGGACCAGAAGCCCACAUCACCAAGAAACAGCGCAGCGACCUGCCGCCCAGCAGACCCAUGCCACCCAAAGAGAAUGGAGAGAACGAGACAGGCCGGGGCAUGGAGGAGAAGAUGGACAGCACCUCGAGAGGCACGGAGGACUACCUCCAGGCCACAUCUAUCAAGACGGAGAACUCUGUGAUGUAUCAGUCCAGCCCUGGUGGUCAGUCGUCAUGUAGCAGCGAGCCGUCGCCACUUGGCAGUUCCACCAACCAUGACAGUGGAGUAGAGAUGGCCCUCCACAGCAGCGGGGGAAGCAUGGGGGACCUGACUGGGCUGGACGACCCCUCAGGGCCCCUCAUGGACUCCUCCUUCUCUGGCCUCUGGUCUGGGACAGCAGGGGUCGGGGUGGGCCUCCACCUCCGUCAACACCUAGGCCUCAGCCACAUCCACAGACUAGAACACCUGAAGAAGGAGAAACUGAAGACGGUGUGGGACUCCUGCCAGUGGGCUAAUCAUCAUCCAUCUCCUCCAGUCCAGAACACCAAGCUACCGCCCAUACCAGUAAGCGGGUCCCUUCUGGAGAGAGGAAAUAUGGAUGGUGAGCCUGGAUCGUUCCUCAGCCUCAGUGAGCUGUGUUCCAGUAAGGUGACUGUCCUGAACCAACUGGACCAUCUGAUGGAGCGCAGGGACAGCGCCACCAGCACAGUCUCCUCUGCCUACAUCAGCCGGCGCUCCUCUGGCAUCUCCCCCUGCCACUACAGCCGCCGCUCCAGCGACGCCUCCACGUUCAGUGGCCACCGCCACCACAACAUCAGCUCCACCGGCUCCUACGACCCCAUCUCUGCAGACCUGUCCCGGAGGUCCAGCAACGCCAGCCAGAGUGGAGGAGGGGGAGGGCUGCCCAGUCACCUCAGCCUCACCCCCGCCCAGCACUACCACCUCAAGGCUAAAUAUGCGGCGGCUACAGGCGGAGCCCCACCCACACCUCUACCCAACAUGGAGAGGAUGAGUCUCAAGACCUGCAUGGCCCUCUACAGGGACGCUUCCCAGGGAGACUCGUCGUCUGGUUACUCCUCCUUCAACCCCAUUGCCCCCAGUGGUGUUCCCAGGCGCUGCAGCGGCGAUAUGGGAGGCUAUAACGGCCGCAGCAUGAUGCCCCACGAAGCUCCGUCCAACAUUCCCCGUCGGGCUAGCGACCCCGUCCCCCGGGGACCGCCACCCCUGGACCCGCUGUCCCAUCAGCCUCAGGUGCAGCGCUACAACAGCACGGGCAACAUGCAGAAUCUCCACCCACACGCCUCCCAGCCCAACCAGGCCCCGUCUGCAGCUGAGCGGCGCCACCUGGCGCCCCAGAGCCACCAGCCGCGCUCCGACGGCAGUCUGCAGCGAUACCCUUACUGCCCCCGGCCGCCCAGCAUCUCUGAGAACGUGGCCAUGGAGACCAUGGCUGGCGACAUGAGCAGUAGUCGCAACAACAGUGAGGAGGAGAUGAUGGUACUUCCUGAUGACGUCGUUCACUACAUCGCCCCUCAGGGCGGAGCUGGAGAGUCAGACUGUGCCAACGGGUACAACCGACAAGCACAAUGUGGUUUCCAUGGAAACACCUUAAACCCUAACCCCCAGCAGCAACAGCAGUUUUACCACCAGCAAAGGAUGGCUGUGGUGGACACCAAUAUGAAUAUGAAUCCCUCGUCUGCACCACAAACCAUGCCCCUCUUCUGUGCCCUAAGCUCAGGCCAUCCGCAGCAGUCUUUCCCCUCCUUACCCAGUAAGACGAGCACCAUGCCGGUGCAGUGGAACGAGGUCAGCUCAGGUACUGUGGAAGCUCUUCACAACCCAAGUCAACAGCUGCCGUUCGGUCGAAGCAACCCAAACCUCGCCAUGGUCCAACAGAAACAGAACUUUGUCUCGUUCCAGAAUCAGAAUCUUAACUCCAACCAACACAUUGCACAGAUGAUCCACAACCUGGCUCACGCAGCCCAGCAGGGGAGAUACAUAGAGCAGCAGAAGGCGGACUCGAGGCUGAGCUGUGUCCAGCAACAGACCCUACAGCAACAGCAGCCCGCUCAUGCUAACCUCAAUGAACCAGUGAGUCUCGGGCAUGGGUUUAACCAGGGUCUUGGUCCUAGCGAUGCUACCGCUAACGCUAACCAGCGGUCCUCCUGUAGUAGUAUGGCAGUUGGUGGCACUCUGGGUAUGUUGAGCCAAAACAGUAAACAACAACAGACGGUGCACACUGUAGACACGCAGAACAGCCGGCUGGGGGCGCAGCCAGGGGGGAGUCAAUCGUCUCAAGUCACAUUUAAGGAUAGCGGUGUGAAUUCUUUGCGGAUGAUCUCACAGAAGUAUAAUAUAGCGUCCCAGGUUCAGCAUCCCAUCCAAAAUGGAGGUCAAAUACUCCUCCAGCCAAGGCCGCCCACAGAACCUAAGUCUCGAAGCAGACAGCAUUCAGGGUCAAUGACAAUGCAGCGACAAAACUCAAUUGGCAAUCACUGCAGCAAUGGCAACAACAAGGACAGCAAUGUUAUGUUCUACACAGGACAGAUACACGUGUUUGAGCCAAACGGAAACGUCAACAUGCAGAUGAUGGCAUCAUCAGUAGUGGAUGUUCUUCAAUGUCCCUCAGACAGCACUGAGACCGCCAUGACCUCACCGGGAGUAAGCAACCAGGUCUCCAGUACAAUGGACUCGUCCAACGGGACAGGGGCAGAGGAGCCCCAGAUUGACUUUGACACCAUGCUGGAUGACGGGGAUCACUCCAGCCUGAUGUCAGGUACCAUCAGCCCCAGUAUCCUCCAGAGUCUGUCCCAGACCUCCUCCAGACUCACCACCCCCCGGAACUCUGUCACCCUGCCCCUCCCUGCAGGGGGAAGCAACAUGGCCAUUGGCGAUAUGAGCUCCCUGCUCACCGCGCUUGCAGAAGAGAACAAGUUCCUCAACAUGAUGUCAUAAGGACGAUCCCAAAUACACUGAAGGCAGACACAGGUAAAACCAGGGUACCUACCUUGGUGUAUUUGGCCCAGGACGUGUGUUAAAAGAAAUGACCUAUUGUGACCCAAGCUCUAUGAACGAUAGUAUUUCUACCACCAAGAGUUUAAACUGACUGUGUGAAUGACAAGGGGGUGACCUACUAGUUAACAUUGUUGCAGAGGUCCUCCUGACCAUGUGAUUGAACACUAAGCACCUCAUUGGAGAACUUUGAUGACCACCAGAGACUAAGGAACCUAUGAGAUUCUGAAGACUUCAUGCUAAAACACCACUAUGUUUGUGCUACUUAUUGUAUUAUUCUGUACAGCAUCAUUAUGAAGCUAAUAUGGCGAUUUCAUAUCUAUUGAGAAGCCAUAUUUUGCCUUAGAUGAGUAAGUAAGUAUAAUGUAAUCCACAGCACAAUUCUGUUGUACAUGAGAUAGUGUGCAGUUCUGCAGUAAAACAAGUUUACCAAGUGCCUGGCUAUGCCGCAGAAUAUACAAGACGAGCAUAUGACACAGUUCACAUUGAAACGCAACCAAGUCCUUCUGUAUGAUACGGAUUUGGGAUUUUUCGAUCUUAAAGACACACGUAUAUAUGUAAAUAGUGUAAAUGACUUGAUCUAAAAUGAUUUGAUUCUUUCUUUCAGAUCUUAUUUGAAACUCAUUAAAAAACAUUCUGUCAGUGAAAUUGCUCAAAAAAAAAAAAAUAUGGGAGAAAAAUGAUUAAAUAAUUCAAUAGAGUCAGAAGAAAUCUUUUUCUAUUCUAUUUAGUCAUGUCAGGUCUAUUUCCAUACAGUGUCUUCGAUAUGAGCCAUUGUCUUAUUUGUCUGUUUGGUUGAGUUGGACUAUUGAGAUGAACAGUGACGUCUCAGUGUCGGGGACAAGUUGUGACUGGAAUUAAGCAACAAUUUCAAAAGAAUAUGCAAAUACUUGAUAUGAUACAUAUUCUGGGGGUGAUUAUUAAUGCUGAUGAUGUGAAUGAAUUAUGUGAUGAAUUAGGAAAAAUCGAAAAGGGAAAAAGGAUCCUCCUUUAAAGUAUCAAAUGACUUUUUCUCCCGUCCUUGAUGAUGACGAGGAUAAUAAGAUAUUAUAGAGUAUUAGGAAUCAAAGUUUUUUUGUAUACUUCCAUGCAACUCUGUUGUGUUGGAUAUGUAUAUAUAUUUUGUACAUUUUUAUGAAAUACAAUAUUGUUUUUUUUGUUUUUUUUACAGAAUUGCUGUCUGGUGAGUUAUUUCAAACUAUGGGUGUUUUUUCUCGUGGAAUAUGACAUGUUUGAAAUGAGGUGGCGUUGUUUUAGCUCUCUCAUAUACAGUACCAGGCCGAUUGAAUUCAAAUUGGCCUGUAAAUUCAUGUUACACUUACCUAGAAAAUUAAAGAAAUCCUCG
Oncorhynchus masou masou (cherry salmon) is the source of this 6500-nucleotide messenger RNA. Its product is annotated as zinc finger protein GLI2-like. Gene Ontology annotation, molecular function: RNA polymerase II cis-regulatory region sequence-specific DNA binding; DNA-binding transcription factor activity, RNA polymerase II-specific. The record is from RefSeq and is a predicted model, not a curated record. NCBI's taxonomy places the organism in Eukaryota, Metazoa, Chordata, Actinopteri, Salmoniformes, Salmonidae. Bases 512 to 5098 code for a protein of 1528 amino acids. Gene Ontology annotation, cellular component: nucleus. Gene Ontology annotation, biological process: smoothened signaling pathway; regulation of transcription by RNA polymerase II. The transcript is spliced from 14 exons.